Molecule: messenger RNA, 4144 nt
Organism: Colossoma macropomum (tambaqui)
Lineage: Eukaryota; Metazoa; Chordata; Actinopteri; Characiformes; Serrasalmidae
Exons: 11
Coding region: 274-3417 (1047 amino acids)
Molecular function (GO): GTP binding
Source: RefSeq, a predicted model, not a curated record
CUGAAGCUGCGCCCGCCUCGCACUCCCGAGAUUAUUAUAAUGUCAUCGUGACAAAAAAACUAACCGGCAUGCACCGCACCGAGCCAGGCGGCGAUCGGUCUGCGCAGCGCCGUCAUCUCUACUAUUUUCACUCUAUUGCUUCAAGGUCAAACUCCUCCUUUGAGGACAACCAUCGACUCUUGAGCCUGUUUUUCUUUUCUUAGUUUCUGUUUCGUUUCCAUGAAGAAAACAUGAAACUGUUGAAGGAACAUGAAACUCCAUCACUGACAGUGAAUGAGAUUCUCAACUGCAAUGGCAGAAAACACUUACAACUCCCCCUCAGCUUCUGAAAAGGAAGUUGGUACAGGACAGUCAGCACCGUACAGGACCUGGCUGACUUCUUCUAAACUGCUGGCAUGCUUUGUUCUAAUAGCAGCGAUUGGGUUACAGAUUUUCAACCAAGAGAACAGCUCUGUGAGUGACACAGCACAAGAAUUAACCGAAGAGCUUCGGAUCCUGCUGAUUGGAAAGACGGGUGUGGGCAAGAGUGCAACAGGAAACACCAUCCUGCGCAAAAAUGCCUUCAAAUCUCAGAUCUCUUCUUCCUCUGUAACCUCACAGUGUGACAAAGUCAGCGGCAAUGUGAAUGAAAGAAAAGUCACUGUUAUUGACUCUCCAGGUCUGUUUGACACUGACUUAACUCCAGAUGAGGUUGUCAGUCGGGUUAAACUGUGCAUUCCGCUGUCCUCUCCAGGUCCACAUGUCUUUCUAGUUGUGAUUCAGUUAGGUAGAUUUACAGAGGAAGAGAGAAAAACAGUUGAGAUAUUUCAAGAGAUUUUUGGCAAGGAGUCCUCCAGGUACACCAUGGUGCUGUUCACACAUGGAGAUCAACUUGGGAAGCAGAACAUUCAUCAGUUUGUACGUAAAAACUCAAAUCUUUUGGAUUUCAUCAAGAAGUGCAGCGGCCGAUACCACGUGUUCGAUAACAAAGAUCAGGAUCCGGACCAAGUCCUUCAGCUUCUGGACCAGAUUGAUAAGAUGGUCACUGGAAAUGGUGGAGAACACUACACCACAGCGAUGCUACAGGAGGCUGAGAGAGCGAUAGAAGCAGAGAAACAGAGGAUCUUGAAAGAGAACGAAGCACAGAGACAGAAAGAGAUAGACGACCUGAAGACACAGUUAGAAGGGGAAAUGUUGGAAAAUGCAAUAAAGAUUCUACAGGAGCAACAAGAGAGAGAGGCAAGGGAUAAAGCUGAAAGAAACAACCCAUGGCUUGCCCGCAUUGGUGGAUUUUUAUGGAAAAUUAUCAGUAAGGUUGUGUUUUUUUUUAAGAGAAUUGCUGUUUCAUUUCCAUGUAGAAACGAAAGACAGAUGUGUGAUUCAAGGAACACGAAACUUAAGAACACAAGAUUCUCAACUGCAAUGGCAGCUUCUAAUAAUCAGGUUGGUACAGGACAGUCAGCACCGCACAGGACCUGGCUACCCUUUUCUACACUGCUGGUAGUCUUUGUUCUAAUAGCAGCAAUUGGGAUACAGAUUUUCAACCAAGAGAACAGCUCUGUGAGUGACACAGCACAAGAAUUAACCGAUGAGCUUCGGAUCCUGAUGAUUGGAAAGACGGGUGUGGGCAAGAGUGCAACAGGAAACACCAUCCUGCGCAAAAAUGCCUUCAGAUCUGAGAUCUCAUCUUCCUCUGUAACCUCACAGUGUGAAAAAGUCAUCAGCAAUAUGAAUGAAAGAAAAGUCACUGUUAUUGACUCUCCAGGUCUGUUUGACACUGAUUUAACUCCAGAUGAGGUUGUCAGUCGGGUUAAACUGUGCAUUCCGCUUUCCUCUCCGGGUCCACAUGUCUUUCUAGUUGUGAUUCAGGUAGGUAGAUUUACAGAGGAAGAGAGAAAAACAGUUGAGAUAUUUCAAGAGAUUUUUGGCAAGGAGUCCUCCAGGUACACCAUGGUGCUGUUCACACAUGGAGAUCAACUUGGGAAGCAGAACAUUCAUCAGUUUAUACGUAACAGUUCAAAUCUCUUGGAUUUCAUCAAGAAGUGCAGCGGCCGAUACCACGUGUUCGAUAACAAAGAUCAGGAUCCGGACCAAGUCCUUCAGCUUCUGGACCAGAUUGAUAAGAUGGUCACUGGAAAUGGUGGAGAACACUACACCACAGCGAUGCUACAGGAGGCUGAGAGAGCGAUAGAAGCAGAGAAACAGAGGAUCUUGAAAGAGAACGAAGCACAGAGACAGAAAGAGAUAGACAAACUGAGGGCAGAGUUAGAAGGGGAAAAGUUGGAAAGGGCAAUAAAGAUUGAAAGGGAGAAACAGGAGAGAGAGGCAAGGUAUGAAGCUGAAAGAAGCAGCUCUGUGUUUACCCGCAUUGGUCAAUUUUUAUAUAAAAUUGUCCGUAUGUUUUCUUCUGAAAAGCAAGUUGGUAAAGGACAGUCAGCACCGUACAGGACCUGGCUGACUUCUUCUAAACUGCUGGUUCUCGUUAUUGUAAUGGUAGCGAUUGGAUUACAGACUUUCAACCAAGAGAACAGCUCUGUGAGUGACGCAGCACAAGAAUUAACCGAUGAGCUUCGGAUCCUGCUGAUUGGAAAGACGGGUGUGGGCAAGAGUGCAACAGGAAACACCAUCCUGCGCAAAAAUGCCUUCAGAUCUGAGAUCUCCUCUUCCUCUGUAACCUCACAGUGCGAUAAAGUCAGUGGCAAUGUGAAUGAAAGAAAAGUCACUGUUAUUGACUCUCCAGGUCUGUUUGACACUGACUUAACUCCAGAUGAGGUUGUCAGUCGGGUUAAACUGUGCAUUCCGCUGUCCUCUCCGGGUCCACAUGUCUUUCUAGUUGUGAUUCAGCUAGGUAGAUUUACAGAGGAAGACAAGAAAACAGUUGAGAUAUUUCAAGCGAUUUUUGGCAAGGAUUUCUCCAGGUACACCAUGGUGCUGUUCACACAUGGAGAUCAACUUGGGAAGCAGAAUAUUCAUCAGUUUGUAUGUAAAAACUCAAAUCUUUUGGAUUUCAUCAAGAAGUGCAGCGGCCGAUACCACGUGUUCAAUAACAAAGAUCAGGAUCCGGACCAAGUCCUUCAGCUUCUGGACCAGAUUGAUAAGAUGGUCACUGGAAAUGGUGGAGAACACUACACCACAGCGAUGCUACAGGAGGCUGAGAGAGCGAUAGAAGCAGAGAAACAGAGGAUCUUGAAAGAGAACGAAGCACAGAGACAGAAAGAGAUAGAUGACUUGAGAGCACAGUUAAAAGAGGAAGAGUUUGAGAGACAGAAAAAGAAGAUAGAGAAACAACAUGAAGACGAGGCGAGAGAAAAGGCUGAAAGAGGCAGUUCAUAUGUUGACAAGAUCUUUCAGAUUUUGAUUGAACUUGUUUUACGAUAUUUUGGGUUACACAAAACAUUUUCUGAGAACUUUUCACUGAAGUUGUUACUCACCAUAUAGCUCAAGAAAAUAAAAGAAUGGGACACCAUGCAAAAUAAACUGAAUAUAAUAAGGGCCAGUUGUGUUUAUGGUUUAUAACAGGUUAUCGUUUAGCUUUCUUUAGGUUCCUUUGCUGUAAGUAUCUCCAAAAUCAGCUCCAGUUUUAGAGGGGUUUAAAGCUGAGACCAAGACUUCCACUAUGUCUUUAAACGACAUUACUGGGAUGUUUUCACAAAUUGCAGUGGGCCUGGUAUUCUUGAAACUGACAUACUGAGCUUUACUUAUAAUGGUAACACACAGCCUGUGUCCACUUUGCAGUUCAGUUUGGUGCCAUUGAUACUCAUGACGUUUGUAUAGGAGGUAGCUUUGGCUCUAUAUACCUUCUUAAAGUGACCUUUCCCACAUUUACAGUACGUCUAUAGAUCUGUGCUCCGAUGCUGAAUGCUGACCUAUGCACCUGUGGCAUAGCGGCCCUUGAAUCAAUGAACUUGAAGGCUUUUGCACCACCUUUUUGUGUGCUUGUCCCAUUUUAGAUUUGACAACCCAACUUCAUCUGUCCAUGAAUCCUGUAACUCUUUAACACAUCUAUUAGCAGUUUUAAGUUGCUUUGUGUCUACAGGUGUAACACAGAAAGAAAAUUAUUGGAGAGCAUGUGUUAUAUUUUAGAUGAAUAAAGCAUUUAAUCAGAUGAUUUUUGUUGAAUGUUGAAUUUAAUACCCUAUACAGUUCUGUGAAUUUAGGUCAUAUU